AUGGUAGUAUGGGUUCACUUCCCCGGCCUGCCAGUGCACUUUUAUCACAAAGAACUCCUCUUUACGAUGGGCAAUCUCCUUGGCAGAUCCAUUAAGCUCGAUUUUCACACUCAACACCAGCAGCGGGCAAAAUUUGCACGGAUGGCCGUUGAAGUAGAUUUGUCGAAGCCGCUGGUCCCGAUGAUCAGAUUAGACGGCCGGUGGCAGAAAGUUGAAUAUGAAAACCUUCCUGUUGUCUGCUUUGAUUGUGGGAUAGUGGGACACACGAAUGUCUCUUGCCCAACCAGAGACCGAGGUGCGAACAGGGAUAAUGAAUCUGGUGCCCUGGCGACGACGAUGAUGCUGGCCGGCGAUGCCUCGCCGGAGGCCAAUGCCGGUUUCGGACCUUGGAUGGUGGUGUCGCGCAAAUCUCGGCGCAAUCAAAAGGAUACUGCCACAAAAGGAAAGAUGGAGCAGGGGAUGGCGAUCGCCAACGGGCAGAAGAGAGGGGAGGAAAGGAAAGAGGGCGAAAUUUUGGGGAAGGCUCCAUCACAAAAGGAAGGGGUGUCGCAGCCUAAACAACGACAACAAACAGGGGAAAGGCAAGCGGCGAAAACGGAGGGGAAAGGCAAAGGAGUUUCGAAGGGGAAAGGGAAAGUGUUGGAGGCUGUAGGGUUUACUGAGAAAGGGUUGCUGGGCCCAAAGCCCAAAGCGGGAGAGGCCUCUUCUAGUGGGCCUAGUAAAGUGGCUACCCAGGCUACUUCUCAGACUUCCCAAGUCCAGAGCCCCAAGCAGCCCGCGAAGUCUUCGAAUGGGCCGAAUAGGAAAGAAGAGGACCUGGCCAAUCCAACCGGGCCAGCAACCCAAGCUAUUGAUGGGAACGGGACCAGAAUCAGAAUAGUCGAAGCGCUACCGUACCAGCCGCCUGCUCCUCGAGUUGUCAAUCUUGAGACUCCGUCGGCGGUCUCCAAGACUAAAUCGAAGAAAGAGGGACGCGGCGGUGGAACCAAAAAGGCAGCGACACCUAGGAAAAGUACACCGCUGCGCCAGAACGCCUUGAAGCCGCUGCAAAUCUGGUCCCCGGUGAAAGAAAAAAGGGGACGGAACAAGGAGAAGAGAGUUUCUCUUACUCUGCAACAAAUAAAGGAAUGGACAGAUGCGGCGCUGCCGAAAGCGGUGACUGACAUCGAGCUGACCAACAAGGAAGACUUGGGGAAGAUGGAGGCGGAUCCGAGCGGGAUUGCGAGCAGGCAGGAUGCUCCUGGUCACUAA
Molecule: messenger RNA, 1251 nt
Organism: Linum trigynum
Lineage: Eukaryota; Viridiplantae; Streptophyta; Magnoliopsida; Malpighiales; Linaceae
Source: the annotation of a GenBank genome assembly